AAGAAGCAGCACAAACCCACCCGGCUUCAUGCGGCUGUUCACUCAGCACAAAGUAAUCUCAGCGACAAAACCCCCUGGAGAGAAGGCCAAACCGGUGAAAUCAAACACAUGGUAGGAUAUGCAGUUAUUACUUACUUUCCUUCUCAGUGUUAGAUUACUCUUUAUGAGGGAAAUGCUGAGUUUCCCACAUUUUAAUAAUAUAUAGUAUGAUAGAAUCUUGCUUUCCAGACUUGAUCUAUGGGGUAUCAAAAGCUCUGCACUGGACUGGUUCAGGUCUUAUUUGUCGGAUAGGAGCUUCUCUAAUUUUAAAGAGCAAAGGCAGGAUUACUAAGGAGACUGAGUAAUCCCUAUGGACACAUGGUUUUCCAUUUGUUGGUCUUAUGUGGACCCUGUCAAUGAAAUGGAUCCGUAAAAGUUAACCCUUAUAAUGGAAACAACUGGACCACCGAGAAAGGUGAUGAUUUUAUCGUUGCUCGUUCUGGUGUUUAAUACGGUGGUCUCUCAUGAACCUUUUUUGGGAAAUCCGGGGAAUCUGAGUACUGAGGGUGAAUUUUCUGAUAUUGCGGAUGAGCGGCGCAAGCUUCCCUCCUGGUAUAAUACAUCUGUUGACGCAGAGCUGAAGCAUGGGGCAGUUAGCUCACCCUCCCAUAGCAGAUGGCAAACACAGAUGGCUUUCUCCAAAACUGUUUAUUCAUUUCAAGUAAAGGAAGACACCGUGCCAGGAACGGUUGUGGGAAAGGUGGAGGCACAGUUUGACAUUCCCACGCCUAUCACGUACUCAGUUCAAGAGGACGAUGGGGAGAGCAUGUUUCUCCUCAGCCCCGUCUCCGGAGAGUUCCUAUUAUCCCGCAGCCUGGACUUUGAAACACAAAGGUUCUACAUACUCACAGUGGAGGUGCAGCAGGGGGACUCGCAGGUAUCCAGUGUCAGAGUCUAUUUCAAUGUGCUGGAUGUCAAUGACAACCCACCUGUUGUCAGUCAGAACAACUUCUUUGCAUCGCUGCUGGAGGACACAGGUGUCAGAACUUGUUUUCUGUCACUGAACGUGUCAGACAAAGAUGAUGGUGAAAAUGGAGAAGUGGAACUGGUAGUUGUAAGCGGUGAUGAACUGGGCACGUUCUUCCUACACUCAACAGGUAGUUUAUGCCUGAACAAAGAGCUGGACAGAGAGAGUCAGGCUUCCUAUAAUUUAACUGUGACGGCGAAUGAUUGUGCCUGGCCAGUGUCUUCACAGCUCACCAGCACAGCCCGUGUCGUGGUGGUAGUGGAAGAUACUAAUGACAAUGCUCCAUCUUUCGUGUCUGCCGGACAUGUUUUUAUACCAGAAGACUCUGCGUUGCAUUCUGUUAUUAUGACUGUACAUGCCGAGGAUAAAGAUGCAGGAUCCAAUGCGGAGGUUUUGUAUUUUUUAAGCAACUCAUCUGGUGGGGCAUUCAGCAUUGACAACACAAGUGGAGAGACAUUCCUGGAGGAGCUGUUAGACAGAGAAAAGACAGACACUCUCCAUUUCACGGUGAUGGCCACUGAUAUGGGUUCACCUCAAUUGGCCACCACGAUGAAUUUCACGGUGCAUGUCGAGGACAUAAACGAUAACGACCCUGUGUUUUCACAAAGCAACUACAGUUUGUUCGUCAAAGAAGAUGUUCCAAGAGGGACGAGUCUGUUUCAGGUUAAGGCUCAGGAUCAAGAUAUUGGAUCAAAUGGAAAAGUGCGGUACAUGUUGAGCCCAGCUGGUCCUUUCGUGGUCGACACAGUUCGAGGUGUGCUGUCGGUCAUGGAUCAACUUGACAGAGAAAAAGACUCAAACUACACCUUGAUUAUAACUGCUGCCGAUCAAGGGGAUGCGCCCAGAUCUGCUACCAUUGCCAUUGACUUCACUGUGUUGGAUGUCAACGACUGUACGCCCCGGUUUUCUCCAGAAACCCUGAUCAUACAUGUCAAGGAGAAUGAAGAGGAUCCGUCUGAACUUACACAUCAGGUCUCAGCCUUGGAUGAAGACUUGGGGAUCAACAGUCAGCUUAACUAUUUUAUGCACAAAGAAAACCGUGAUGGGCUGUUCUCUGUCACUCCAAAUGGUGUCUUUAAGAUUUUACACAGCUUGGACAAGGAAAAAGAAUCAUUUUAUACUGUCAUCAUCACAGCUGUAGAUUCAGGUUUUCCACCCCUAACUGGCACUCUGACUAUACAUAUCAUUGUGGAUGAUGUCAAUGAUAAUCACCCUGAGUUUUCGGAGGAAGUCUACAACACCAUUGUGUCUGAAGACAGCCCGAUAGGCACAGUGUUUGCAAUGAUAUCUGCAUUUGAUGCUGAUGAGGGCACAAGUGGUGAAGUAAGGUAUUUCACAGAAAACCACGAUGCACCUUUUGCUAUUGAGGAAACAUCCGGAGAACUGUUUACAACUGAUUUCUUAGACAGGGAGAGUGUAGCCUUUUACACGCUGACAGUGAUUGGCACUGACAUGCAUUCUACACAGCCGCUGUCAAGCUCUGUACUUGUUACUGUCCUGGUUGGGGAUAUUAAUGACCACUGGCCUCAGUUUUUGGACAGUCCCUUUGUAGCUUAUGUCCCCAUUGAGCUUCCUCCAGGCUCCGUUGUUUGUGCAGUGAGAGCAAUCGAUGGAGACACUGACAUGAAUGCAGAACUGCAUUAUUCAUUAUAUGGACAAAACUCAGACCUGUUUUCCAUUGAUCCAAGCAGUGGCACAGUAUUCACCUCAAGUUUACUGACGACGGAUGACAUUAUCAUCAACGUAUAUGUAGAAGAUGCUGGAGAAAACCCUAAGUUCGACAUCACUACUAUCAGUGUCAGGUUUCAGAAUAUUUCUGAUUUCCCAGAGAUGAAUGUGAAUAUUCUAAGUUAUUCCCUCUUUGAGGACGAGCCAGUGGGAACAGUGGUGGCUGUUAUAUCUGCAGCAAGCAUCAGAGCUGAACCCGUCUCUUUUUAUCUGGCUUCUGGAAACUUUGAAGACAUGUUUCAUGUAGACCAAUUAGGUGGAGUGCUGACAGUUGAGAACCCACUGGAUUAUGAAAGCAAAAAAGAAUUUUCUUUGUUGAUAGAAGCCAGAGACUCUGGCUCGCCUCCGUUUUCUUCAUUUUUAGAAAUUCAGAUAAACAUCACAGAUGUAAAUGAUAAUUUUCCCCAGUUUACCCAAGCUGAAUAUAGGUGUGAGGUUUAUGAGAAUUCCCCGCCAUCUGGAGUUUGUGAUGUUCUUGCCAUUGACGCAGAUUCUCCCAAUUACAGUACGGUGUGGUACAACAUAACAGAAGGAAAUAUUGAUGAGUCUUUUACACUUGACCCUGAAAAUGGUUUAGUGAGCACGAUUGUAAGUUUAGAUAGAGAAAGCAUUCCCUUAUUUAAUUUAACAGUUGAGGCUGCAGAACCUGACAACCCUCUUCAUACAGACCAUGCAACGGUCAUAAUUUUUGUUUUGGACAGGAAUGAUAAUGCACCUCGUUUCUCUGAGGUUUAUCUCGCAGAGGUUUCAGAAAAUGCUCCUGUAGGGUACACAGUUCUGCAAAUUAGCUCAACUGAUGAUGACACAGAUGCUAAUGCGAUAAUUAAUUACUACAUACCUGAUCAAAACCAGGAUAUCCCUUUUGCUAUUGAUUCCACUACUGGCUGCAUCAUUGUUAAAAGGUCUCUGGACAGGGAGAUUCAAGAUCAUUAUGUCUUUAAAGUAAAUGCCAAUGAUUCAGCAUGGAGUGUUAGCACUGAUGUCAGUAUCUUUGUUUCAGAUUUCAAUGAUAACAGACCAGUAUUUUCUAAUGACUUGUAUUCAAUCGUCAUCCCUGAAACCAACCAUCCAGAGAUUUUUAUUUUGCAGGUCUUUGCAACAGAUAGAGACAUUGGAAAAAACAGUGAGCUUGUCUAUAUGGUUGAACCUCUAAAUGAAUUGUUUUGGGUAAAUACUUCUUCUGGGGAGGUCUUUUCAAUGCAGCCACUCCUUUUAGAUAAUUCUGCUUUUGAAAUCUACAACUUCACAGUUGUUGCCUUUGAUUGUGGCAGCACCCCUCUGAACAGCAACACUAGUGUUACAGUGAGAAUAGAACAAUUCAACCACCACCCUCCAAUGUUUUUGCCUUCACCAGCCUUUGUUGUCAUUCCAUAUGACUUGGUCUUGGGAACUGAGGUGUUUAGGUUCACUGCAACAGAUCUAGAUACCAACAGCAGUGAUUAUAUUGAGUAUAAUGUCAGUGGAGGCAAUGCAUCUGAUUUCUUCUGGAUUCAAGCUACCAGUGGACAGGUGUUCCUAAAUCAAACUUUAGAAGAAAGUGAAAAUGAGUCACUUACUUUAUUAGUUGUGGCCAAAGAUCUGGGAUAUCCUUCUUUAACUUCUCAAACUGAAAUCACUUUUGAGGUAAUAGGGAAGAAUCAGUUUUCUCCAAGGUUCAGUGAAACAGAUGUCGUGUUCUCUGUCCCCGAAGACUUGCCUUUUGGAUCAGUGGCUGGGAAAAUCCAGGCAGAAGAUGGGGAUUAUGGUCCCAAUGGUGCAAUUACAUACUGCAUUAGUCCUGAAAACAAAUAUUUUCCAGUCUCUGUUGGAGAGUUCUCUGGGCUGCUAACACUUACCAGAGAGCUUGACUAUGAAAAGGAAAGCAGUUAUAAUCUGCAAAUCAAAGCAAAAGAUGGUGGAUGGAUAUCUAAAUCUGCCUGGUUGAAUGUAACAGUGAUCGUUAUAGAUGUAAAUGACAAUCCUCCUGUCUUUUCAAUGUCCGAGUACAUUGCAACAUUGCGUGAAAAUUCUAAAGUCAGAACAAAUGUUCUAGAUGUAAACGCCACCGAUAUGGACUCAGGAAUAAAUGCACAAAUAUCCUUCUCUAUUAUUGCUGGCAGUUUGGAUAAAUUUGCAAUUGAUCCAAUAAAUGGAAGUAUCAUUACUUUGGAUGUCUUUGAUUAUGAGCAUGAAAAGACAUUUGAUUUAACAAUCAAAGCUUCAAACACUGCCAGACAUACCUUGUAUAGUUUGGCUUAUGUUAUCAUUCACAUCUUAGAUGUCAAUGAAUUUACCCCAACCUUCAUAAAAGAAAGGUUCAACUUUUCAGUAUUUAAAAAUGCUCCUGUUGGAACAUCAAUAGGAAAAGUGACGGCCACUGAUAAUGACAGUGGACCUGAAGGUGAGGUGGUUUAUCUAUUGUUUGGCCAUGGCAAAAAUUUAGUCUUUGAUAUCAGUUCGCGUUCUGGAGAGAUACACACAAGUGGCAGUUUGAGGGAUCGAGGCAACAGCAAUAUAAUUUUAAAAGUCCUGGCAAAAAACUCUGGCAUUAUUAAUGGCACAAAUGUUGCUGAGACACUGGUCAAUGUUACUGUGAUUGAGACAAACGAUGCACCCAUGUUCACCUCCACCUCUUAUGAGGUAAACGUUAAAGAAGACAGCACAAUUGGAACAUCAGUGUUAACUGUAAGUGCUUUGGACCAAGACUCUGUUCUAGAGAGGAAUCGAUUUAUCUUUAGGAUUGUAGAUGGAAACACAAACUCCUCUUUCUUCAUCGAUCCACUUAGAGGUAUUGUGUUGGUAAACUCUCCUCUUGACAGGGAACGUUGGUCAGUUUAUAAUCUCACUGUUACAGCCACUGAUAAUGGUUCUCCACCAGCCACUGGGACAACAAAUGUCAUAGUGAGUAUAGAUGAUAUUAAUGACAAUGCCCCUAAACUCUUGACAACUAAGGUUCAAGUCAAGGAGAAUCAACCAGAAGAAACCAUUGUUGCCAGAUUAAAUGCACUUGAUUUUGAUUUACCACCAAAUCAAGGUCCUUUCACCUUUUGGUUAUCAAAUUUGUCGGCUGAAAGUGCUUUUUUCCUCACUCCAGAUGGAGUUUUACUUACCACGCGCGUUGUUGAUCGAGAGAACGUCUCCGAAUAUCGAUUAUUGGUGGUGGUAAAAGAUGCAGGGUUUCCUCUGCCACUGUCUUCAACAACAACACUCCACGUUAGGGUGGAAGAUGAAAAUGAUAAUCCCCCAUCACCACGAAACAUCUUUAUUGAAGUGAAAUAUUUUGGCAGUUCUUUCAGUGGCGGCAUGAUUGGUAAUGUGCAUCCUGUGGAUCUUGAUGAGUCAGAUGUCUUCCUCUGUGCCAUUAAAAGUGGCCCGAUGAACAUGUUUACAAUACUCAAUGGUACAUGUGAGCUUUGGUCGUCCCCUUUUCAGGGUGAGGCCACAUUUAAUGUCACAGUUGAAGCUACAGAUCAGCUUCACUUUCCAGUAAAUAACAGUAUCUAUGUAAACUACAAAGGUUUUACAAAUGCAUCUGUGGACAGUUGUGUAUUAUUCUAUGUGUCCUCAUCCUCAAUGGACAACUUCUUAACUAAUCGGUAUUUGAGGUUUGUGAAAGCUCUGGACAGUCUCUUCAACCUACAGGCCUCAAAGACGCAUGUAUUUGGAAUCAAAGACAUUGGCACGGAUAUACUACUACUUGCUGCAGUGAAAAACUACAAUGGCCAAUAUCUAAGCAGAGAGGUAGCAAGUAGUAUAUCUGCUGGACAUAAGAAAUUACUGGAGUCCCAGAGCAAUGUGACAAUUUCUCACAUCGGCAGUGAUCCAUGCCUCAUGAGCCCCUGCCAGAAUGGGGCAUCGUGUAACAAAAACAUUUACAUCAGCCAGGAUGUUGCUGUCCUGGAAAGCGUGGCUGUCAUCUUUGUGUCACCGCAGAAAGAGAUUUUUAAUUGUACCUGUUCGGUCGGGUUCAGCGGUUCACUCUGUGAGGACGACAUCGACGAAUGUGAGGUAAAUCCCUGUGAAAAUAACAGCACGUGUGAAAACACCGCUGGAAGUUUCCACUGUCACUGUCAGAGUGGCUUCUCUGGCUCUGUCUGCUCGGCUGAUGUGGAUGAGUGCCUUAAUGUGAAGUGUCAAAAUGGGGGGAGAUGUAUUCAGUCACAGGAUGGAUAUUACUGCCGGUGUAUGCCUGGAUUUGAAGGUAGAAUUGAUUACGUAAAACAAGUUUAAACAUGAUUGACUAUAUUAAUAUUAACCUGAAUCCCUGAAAAAACGU
This is a messenger RNA of Fundulus heteroclitus (mummichog), 6989 nucleotides long. RefSeq names its product protocadherin Fat 4. Gene Ontology annotation, molecular function: calcium ion binding; cadherin binding. The record is from RefSeq and is a predicted model, not a curated record. The transcript has 10 exons. Gene Ontology annotation, cellular component: catenin complex; adherens junction; plasma membrane. Gene Ontology annotation, biological process: multicellular organism development; calcium-dependent cell-cell adhesion; cell-cell junction assembly. Bases 428 to 6943 code for a protein of 2171 amino acids. Lineage: Eukaryota; Metazoa; Chordata; Actinopteri; Cyprinodontiformes; Fundulidae.